Molecule: messenger RNA, 438 nt
Organism: Acanthoscelides obtectus
Lineage: Eukaryota; Metazoa; Arthropoda; Insecta; Coleoptera; Chrysomelidae
Source: the annotation of a GenBank genome assembly
AUGACUGCAUGUUCGACUGCACAAUCUUGUAUCUUGUUGACGGUCGAAGCCCAGCUCAGGAUUAAUAGCAACAUUCGCAAUGAACAAGAAUACAUUUUGUCCGAAUUGAGUCACACCUCAUCUGAAAGCGAUCCCUUUGCUGCAGCCGAGAUUUAUAAUCCGGAAGAUCCGGACUAUCAUCAAACUUGUGAAGUUAAAAGCUGUAAAGGAGAUGUGUUCAGUUCCUGCUUUCAAUACUCAAUUUUGUUAUGUUGGAAGCAUUUUGAAGAUGAUACCCUAUCCUGCCAGGACGGACACAGGACAGUACAGAGCAGUGUACUUAGCAAAGAGAAACAGGAAGAGAGGCGCCCUGAAGAUUUUUUUGUAGAAGGUUCCCAGGCAGAAGGUGAUAGGAAAAAAAAGUCAAAGAACAUAAAAGAAGAAUUGCAAAAACGUUGA